Molecule: messenger RNA, 810 nt
Organism: Miscanthus lutarioriparius
Lineage: Eukaryota; Viridiplantae; Streptophyta; Magnoliopsida; Poales; Poaceae
Source: the annotation of a GenBank genome assembly
AUGGGAAUGAAGAAGGAAGAGCUGGACUACGUGCUGGUGCCGCUGGGGCUGGCGGUGAUGACCGGGUACCACGCGUGGCUGCUCCUCCGCGUCCGCCGGCAGCCGGCGACCACCGUCAUCGGCGUGAACGCCAUCAACCGCCGCAUCUGGGUUCGUCACAUCAUGGAGGAGCCAUCCGGGAAGCACGCGGUGCUGGCGGUGCAGACGAUCCGCAACAACAUCAUGGCGUCGACGCUGCUGGCGUCGACAGCCAUCACCCUGAGCUCCCUGAUCGCGGUCCUCAUGUCCAGCGGCGGUGGAGGCGCCACCGCCGCCUCCAACAACAACAACAGCAACGGCGGCCUCCUCCCGGGCGCGCCGCUGGUGGUGGGCGCGACGGGCGCGCCGGCGCUGUCGGCCAAGUUCUUCGCGAUCCUGGUGUGCUUCCUGGUAGCGUUCCUCCUCAACGUGCAGUCCAUCCGGUACUACAGCCACGCGAGCGUGCUUGUGAACGUGCCGCCGCCGCCGGCGGCGGCGGCGGCGCACCGGCACCGCUGCGGCCGGGCCGUCGGGUACGUCACGGACAUGCUAAACCGCGGCAGCUACUUCUGGUCGCUCGGCGCGCGCGCGUUCUACUUCUCCUGCCCCGUCUUCCUCUGGCUCUUCGGGCCGAUCCCGAUGUUCGUGGCGUGCGUCGCGUUGGUCUGCGCGCUCUACUUCCUCGACGUGUGCAAGGACUGGGAGGAGGAAGGCGACGGCCAUGGCCACUGUCAUUGUAUUAGUGAUGACGAGAGGUCAAGACAAGGGAAGGAUGCAGAGCAGCAAGUGUAG